Molecule: messenger RNA, 3851 nt
Organism: Tupaia belangeri chinensis (Chinese tree shrew)
Lineage: Eukaryota; Metazoa; Chordata; Mammalia; Scandentia; Tupaiidae
Gene: TRPV2
Product: transient receptor potential cation channel subfamily V member 2
Exons: 15
Coding region: 790-3057 (755 amino acids)
Biological process (GO): calcium ion import across plasma membrane
Cellular component (GO): plasma membrane
Molecular function (GO): calcium channel activity; protein binding
Source: RefSeq, a predicted model, not a curated record
CGGGCGGACCCCACCCCGGCCAUGUGAUGGGGUUGUGGUUUCAGUUUUCCUGUGAGGGUGAGACUGUGCUGUCAGCUGAGCUCCCUAAGCCCAGCUGGGGGUCCGGGUACAUAGUGGGGGACCUCUCACCCUGCUCUGAAAGCCCUGGAGACCCGCAGGCACAGAGCGGGGGCAUUCGAUGCCCUCAGAGAUGAGUCACACUGAAAACCGAAGGGCUCUGCAAGAUGGUGACAACCGAAGCGGGACUCAUGGUAGAGGAAGGUGGUUUAGACCCAGCUCUGCCAAUGACUGUGCCCUAGGGAAUGUCAUUUCCUCUUUCUGAGUCCUCUAAUCCCCAGUGGCUUUUCUCAGUUCCCCCCCAGGGCGUCCCCUCCCUUGGCCAGCGGCUGAGUGGCCAGCCCCAUCCCAGUGAUGACAUGUCUCCCUGUCCAGGUACUGGCCGCUGGGCAAGACAUUGUGCCAAUGGCAGGGCUGCAGCCUGUCAGAUAUCAGGAAGUGGUACGGGGAAGGCUGGGGACAGUCGUGGUUCCUCCUGGAUGACCGUGUCAGAGAAGCGGCCCUGCUGAGUCCCCGUCCCACCCCCGUUCCAGGAUGUGGGGCCACUUUCACCCCACAGGUCUCCCUCCCUCUCGGCCCUGGGCCCUCGCCCUUGGGCUAUCACUUCCCUUCCUGUUGGGCUCAGCCCCAAGGGUUCUAAACCUCUCCUUAGCAGGCCCCAGGAAGGAGGGACCCUGACGGCUCACCCUCCGCAGAGGGGACUGCUGGGCCCAGCAGCCUCCUCCUCCCAGAAUGAGCUCGCCCUCCAGCCCUGCGCCAUUCCGGCUGGAGACUUCUGACGGAGGCCCGGAGGAUGGCUCUGAAGCUGAUAGAAGGAAGCUGGGCUAUGGGGACGGGCCGCCCCCCAUGGAGUCCCCAUUCCAGGGCGAGGACCGAAACUUCUCGCCUCAGAUUAAAGUGAACCUCAACUACCGGAAAGGAGCAGGUGCCAGCCAACCUGACCCGAACCGCUUCGACCGUGAUCGGCUGUUCAGCGUGGUCUCCCGGGGUGUCCCUGAGGACCUGGCUGGACUACCAGAGUACCUGCAACGGACCAGCAAGUACCUCACCGACUCGGAGUACACAGAGGGCUCCACGGGGAAGACGUGCCUGAUGAAGGCUGUGCUGAACCUUCAGGAUGGGGUCAACCCCUGCAUCCUGCCGCUGCUGCAGAUCGACCGGGACUCCGGCAACCCCCAGCCCCUGGUCAACGCCCAGUGCACGGAUGAGUACUACCGAGGCCACAGUGCCCUGCACAUCGCCAUCGAGAAGAGGAGCUUACCAUGCGUGAAGCUCCUGGUAGAAAACGGAGCCAAUGUGCAUGCCAGGGCCUGUGGCCACUUCUUCCAGAAGAGCCAAGGGACUUGCUUCUAUUUUGGCGAGCUACCUCUCUCUCUGGCCGCGUGCACCAAGCAGUGGGAUAUAGUGACCUACCUCCUGGAGAACCCACACCAGCCAGCCAACCUGCAGGCCGCGGACUCUCUGGGCAACACGGCUCUGCAUGCCCUGGUGAUGAUUGCGGACAACUCCCCCGAGAACAGCGCGAUGGUGAUCGGCAUGUAUGACAGCCUCCUCCAAGCAGGGGCCCGCCUCUGCCCCGCCGUGCAGCUGGAAGACAUCCCCAACCUGCAGGGCCUCACACCCCUGAAGCUGGCUGCCAAGGAGGGCAAAACGGAGAUUUUCAGGCACAUCCUGCAGCGGGAGUUCUCAGGGUCAUGCCGGUCCCUCUCCCGAAAGUUCACCGAGUGGUGCUACGGGCCGGUCCGCGUGUCGCUGUACGACCUGGCCUCCGUGGACAGCUGGGAGGAGAACUCAGUGCUGGAGAUCAUCGCUUUUCACUGCAGGAGCCCGCACCGGCACCGAAUGGUGGUUUUGGAGCCCCUGAACAAACUGCUGCAGGCGAAAUGGGACCUGCUGAUCUCCCGCUUCUUCCUCAACUUCCUGUGUUACCUGGCCUACAUGCUCGUCUUCACCGCGGUGGCCUACCACCAGCCGGCCCUGGAGAAGCAGGCCUUCCUGUCCCUGAAAGCCACCCCUGGGAACUCCAUGCUGCUGCUGGGCCACAUCCUGAUCCUGCUUGGGGGGGUCUACCUCCUCCUGGGCCAGCUGUGGUACUUCUGGCGCCGCCGCCUGUUCAUCUGGAUCUCGUUCAUGGACAGCUACUUUGAAAUCCUCUUCCUGGCCCAGGCCCUGCUCACGGUGCUGUCCCAGGUGCUGUGUUUCCUGACUAUCGAGUGGUACCUGCCCCUGCUGGUGUCCUCGCUGGUGCUGGGCUGGCUGAACCUGCUCUACUACACGCGCGGCUUCCAGCACACGGGCAUCUACAGCGUCAUGAUCCAGAAGGUGAUCCUGCGAGACCUGCUCCGCUUCCUUCUGGUCUACUUAGUUUUCCUGUUCGGCUUCGCUGUAGCCCUGGUGAGCCUGAGUCGGGAAGCCCGGGGGCCCACGGCCCCCACGACCCCUACGGCCCCUACAGUCGCCAACACCACGGCGGCGGCGGGGGCUGCCUCCCUGGAGCUGUUCAAGUUCACCAUCGGCAUGGGCGAGCUGGCCUUCCAGGAGCAGCUGCGCUUCCGCGGGGUGGUGCUGCUGCUGCUGCUCGCCUACGUGCUGCUCACCUACGUGCUGCUGCUCAACAUGCUCAUCGCCCUCAUGAGCGAGACCGUCAACAGCGUGGCCACCGACAGCUGGAGCAUCUGGAUGCUGCAGAAAGCCAUCUCUGUCCUGGAGAUGGAGAACGGCUAUUGGUGGUGCAGAAGGAAAAAGCAGCGUGCGGGGGUGAUGCUGACAGUCGGCACCAGGCCGGAUGGGACCCCUGAUAAGCGCUGGUGCUUCAGGGUGGAGGAAGUGAACUGGGCUGCCUGGGAGCAGACGCUGCCUACUGUGUGUGAGGAGCCCUCGCGGGCAGGCGUUCCUGGCACGAUGAAGAAGACAAAGAACCCCACCCUGGCCUCCCAACCUGGGGAGGACAGGGCCACGGAGGAAGACCACCUGCCCCUCCAGCCACUCCAGACUCGCUGAUGGCCCGGACACAGCAGGAGGCCUGCAGGACAGAGCGGGGAUCCUUUCCAGCUACCCCUGCCAGCUCUGGGACCCCAGUGAAUUUUGGUGGCAAAUACAAAUAUUUUUUCCACAACGAACUCUUCUGCAAACAUUAUUUGAGCUGUUUCGGGGCCCCCUUAGGCUGGUAACAUCUGCACAUUGCUAUGCUCACAGUGUGAAGGCACUAGAAGUUGAGGACCCUCAGCUGCAGCCCCCCAGCCCUAGCCCCACUCUUCCUAGGUGCAGGCCGCUGGCUGAAGUGCCAUGUGAGCUUGCUGUCAUGGCGGACAGGAGGCAGAGGACCCGGACUAACACAGCCACCUCUCCUCUCUCUUCCUCUGCCGCCACCAGUCACCUGUUGAAGCCACCUCCACUGUGUCUCUCCAACCUACUCUCCUUUGAACUCUUCAGAUUAGCUCCGACUCAAGACCAUCGCCGUCUUCCUCGCUGGGCUUCCUGCUCAUUCCCACGCCAAGCGGUCUCUGCAGGGCAGCCAGAGGGGCCUUCCUCGGACACGAGACAGACACAUCACCUCUGGGUUCUGAAGGCCUAAGAGGCGCCCGGUGCCUGCAAAAUGGCACAGCUGGCCUCCCAAGCCUGCCACGAUUUGCCCAAACAUUCCCAGACACCUCAUCUUCUACCCUCUGAUGCCCACCUGGCCCUCCUUAGCACUUUCUCACACUGGUGGAGGGCCCUUGUGUUUGACCCCUGGACUUGGCUCUUGCUAAAAGUCCCCUUCUUCCAUUAAAAUCUUACAUUUAUUUCUGAGAGUA